UCACAGCUGUCUCACUUUCUUCCAGUUCAACCAGCCCUGACAGCUCCCAAGCCUUGAGUCACAGAGACUUGGGAGCCACUCCACUCCCAGCAUCGUAGAGCUACAGCAGGAUUAAGUUUACCUCAAAGAUGGGAGAAAUCAGGGUGGAUAAUUUCAGCCUUGAAGACUUCUUCAGUGGAGAUAUUGACAGUUACAAUUACAGUUCUGACCCGCCCUUUACUCUGUCAGAUGCUGCCCCAUGCCCCUCAGCGAACCUAGAUAUCAACAGGUAUGCUGUGGUUGUCAUAUACGUUCUGGUGACUUUGCUGAGUCUCGUGGGAAACUCCCUGGUGAUGCUGGUCAUCUUGUACAAUCGAAGCACCUGCUCUGUCACCGACGUCUACCUGCUGAACCUGGCCAUUGCUGAUCUGUUCUUUGCCCUGACCUUGCCUGUCUGGGCUGCAUCUAAAGUAAAUGGAUGGAUUUUUGGCUCAUUCCUGUGCAAGGUAUUCUCGUUCCUGCAGGAGAUUACCUUCUACAGCAGUGUUCUGUUGCUAGCCUGCAUCAGCAUGGACCGCUACCUGGCCAUCGUCCACGCCACAAGUACACUGAUCCAGAAGAGACACUUGGUCAAGUUUGUGUGCAUCACCAUGUGGUUUCUCUCACUAGUUCUGUCCCUGCCCAUCUUCAUUCUUCGGACUACUGUUAAGGCAAACCCUUCUACCGUAGUCUGCUAUGAGAAUAUAGGUAAUAAUACAUCCAAGUGGAGGGUGGUACUGCGCAUCCUGCCUCAGACCUAUGGCUUCCUCCUGCCGCUGCUCAUCAUGCUGUUCUGCUAUGGGUUCACACUGCGCACGCUCUUUAAGGCCCACAUGGGGCAGAAGCACCGGGCCAUGCGGGUCAUCUUUGCUGUGGUCCUCGUCUUCCUGCUCUGCUGGCUUCCCUACAACAUUGUCCUGUUCACAGACACCCUCAUGAGAACCAAGCUGAUCAAGGAGACCUGUGAACGCCAGAACGAGAUUAACAAAGCUUUGGAAGCUACUGAGAUUCUUGGCUUCCUCCACAGCUGUCUUAACCCCAUCAUCUAUGCCUUUAUUGGCCAGAAAUUUCGCCAUGGACUUCUCAAGAUCAUGGCUAAUUAUGGCCUUGUCAGCAAGGAGUUCUUAGCCAAGGAGGGCAGGCCUUCUUUUGUUGGCUCUUCUUCAGCGAACACCUCCACUACCCUCUAAGACUGUUUACUUAAACUGUGGCCCCUCUGGGUUCCUUCUUGUCCUUCAGCAUGGCUCAUUACCAGAGACUGUGAUAUUUGAAUUGAUGCAGUUCCCUCUACAGCUACAGGA
Rattus norvegicus (Norway rat) is the source of this 1319-nucleotide messenger RNA. RefSeq names its product C-X-C motif chemokine receptor 2 (gene Cxcr2). Bases 129 to 1208 code for a protein of 359 amino acids. Gene Ontology annotation, molecular function: interleukin-8 binding; G protein-coupled receptor activity; C-X-C chemokine receptor activity. The transcript is spliced from 2 exons. Gene Ontology annotation, biological process: chemotaxis; G protein-coupled receptor signaling pathway; chemokine-mediated signaling pathway. Gene Ontology annotation, cellular component: plasma membrane; membrane. The record is from RefSeq and is marked provisional. NCBI's taxonomy places the organism in Eukaryota, Metazoa, Chordata, Mammalia, Rodentia, Muridae.